Messenger RNA from Trichosurus vulpecula (common brushtail), 411 nucleotides. RefSeq names its product histone H3.3A-like. Gene Ontology annotation, cellular component: nucleosome. Lineage: Eukaryota; Metazoa; Chordata; Mammalia; Diprotodontia; Phalangeridae. The record is from RefSeq and is a predicted model, not a curated record. The coding region runs from base 1 to 411 and encodes 136 amino acids. The transcript is spliced from 2 exons. Gene Ontology annotation, molecular function: structural constituent of chromatin; DNA binding; protein heterodimerization activity.
AUGGCUCCUACCACGCAAACUGUCUGUAAAUCCACUGGUGGUAAAGCACCCCCAAAGCAACUCGCUACAAAAGCCGCUCGCAAGAGUGCGCCCUCUACUGGAGGAGGCAAGAAACCUCAUAGCUACAGGCCCAGCACUGUGGCUCUCCGUGAAACCAGACGUUACCAGGAGUCCACCAAACUUCUGAUUGAUAAACUUCCCUUCCAGCAUCUGGUGCAUGAAAUUGCUCCAGACGUCAAAACAGAGCCAUGCUUCCCGAGUGCAGUAACUGGUGCUUUGCAGGAGGCAAGUAAAGCCUAUCUGGUUGGCCUGUUUGAGGACACCAACCUAUGUGCUAUCCACGCCAAAAGUUUCACAAUAGUGUCAAAAGAUAUCCAGCUAGCACGCUGCAUAUAUGAAGAACGUGCUUAA